AUGCUACCAACCCAUGUAGCAGAAGAGCUCCAACGCGCCGAUCCAAAGCACCUAAUGGGCGCAGGCAUCGGCUGCUUCUCGCAAGUCUACAGAAUCCCCAACUGCGACCUCGUCAUCAAGGAAUCGUUCGACCACCCCGUCACAGGCUGCCUGCAGGCGAGCGAGAAACGCGUCUACGAGCGCCUCGGCUCCCACCCGCGCAUCCUGCGCUACUACGGCGAGCACCGCUGGGCCAAUGGUCUUCGGACCGGCCUGGUCUUCCAGUACCAGCCGGGCGGCAUGUUGAAGGAUCACCUCGAACUCCACGAAUACCCAGGGGCACGAGACGGAUGGGCCCUGCAAGCCGCCGAAGCACUGGAGCACAUCCACGCCAGAGACGUGGUCCACUGCGAUUUCGGCAGCCACAACCUCCUCAUCCAGGAAGACGGCAGCCUUGUAUUGGCGGACUUUGGCGGCUCCAGCAUUGAUCGCUCGCCGCCCUCUGUGGCGUACGCUACCCGGUACGCCAGGCCAGGCGCUCAGGGCUCCGACGAGCUUGACGACCUCUUCGCGCUUGGGACGCUCGUAUACGAGAUUAGCGUUGGGCAUGCACUCUACGGCGAUAAGCCCAGCAGAGAAGCUUGGCAGCUGCUGCAGAGGAACGAGUUUCCUGACUUAGACUGCAUCCCUAGCGAGCUGCGUUCGGUUAUUAGGAAAUGUUGGUCGGCUGGGUAUGGAUCCGCCGGGGAGGUCGUCCGCGACUUGCGCCUGCAGGGUGCGUCCGCGGCGCCAGCUGUGCGGUAG
Aspergillus mulundensis is the source of this 783-nucleotide messenger RNA. Its product is annotated as protein kinase family protein. Bases 1 to 783 code for a protein of 260 amino acids. The record is from RefSeq and is a predicted model, not a curated record. NCBI's taxonomy places the organism in Eukaryota, Fungi, Ascomycota, Eurotiomycetes, Eurotiales, Aspergillaceae. Gene Ontology annotation, biological process: protein phosphorylation. Gene Ontology annotation, molecular function: protein kinase activity; ATP binding. The transcript is spliced from 2 exons.